This is a messenger RNA of Ceratotherium simum simum (southern white rhinoceros), 1552 nucleotides long. RefSeq names its product atypical chemokine receptor 1 (Duffy blood group) (gene ACKR1). Gene Ontology annotation, cellular component: membrane. Gene Ontology annotation, biological process: inflammatory response; chemokine-mediated signaling pathway; regulation of chemokine production. Gene Ontology annotation, molecular function: C-C chemokine binding. Lineage: Eukaryota; Metazoa; Chordata; Mammalia; Perissodactyla; Rhinocerotidae. The record is from RefSeq and is a predicted model, not a curated record.
ACGACCACCACUGACACCCCAUCCCACAAACACAUCACUUUUGAACCAUCUUUCCUUGGAUCAAGUUCAAGGUAAUGGAGGAACAGCAGCGAGAGUCAUCAGCUGCCCGUUCCCUUCACUUUCCUAGCAUGUCUCUUAUCUCUGUUUCACACUUCACCCCUGGCCCCCUCUUCCUUCCUUGUGCUUGAAGAAUCCUUUCUUGCUGGGAAAUCCUCUGGUUUCUCAGACUCCCUUUCCAUCUUCGGGAAAAUACCCACUAUCUAGUCGCCACCUUCUUCCUUUUUCGAGUGCAGGUCCCCACCAGAGGAAUCCAAACAAAACAGGAAGCCUGCCAGUGACCCCUGUGGGCCUGAGGCUUGGGCAGGCAGUGGGCGUAGGGUAGAGGCUUCCUGAAUGGCCCCACCGCCUGCCCUUGGCCCUGCCCAGAAUUGUUGGCCUUCAUUAGUCCACAGCACUUAUCUUGGAACCACAGCCACUGACAGAACGGUCCCUGCCCUUCUCUGCCUGCCCUGCGCCCAGCAGUGCCAUGGGGAACUGUGUGCACCGGGGUGUCCAGCUGGUGCCUGAUGAGAACUUUAGUAUGUCGGACUUGGGAGACGAGUUAUGGAGUGAGUUUAAUGAGUCGUAUGAUAUGGACUAUAACAGCACCGACAUGGAAGCAGCAGCCCCCUGCCACUCCUGUAACCUGCUCGACGACUCCUCGCUGCCCUUCUUCAUCCUCGCCAGUGUCCUGGGCAUCCUAACCAGUGCAGCUGUCCUCUUCGCACUUCUCAAACCUCUCUUCCGCUGGCAGCUCUGCCCUGACCGGCCUAUCCUGGUACAGCUGGCUGUGGGCAGUGCCCUCUUCAGCCUCGUGGUGCCCAUUGUGGCACCAGGGCUAACAGGGGUCUACAGCAUCCACCUGUGCCACCUGGCCCACUUGGUCUGGUAUGGCUCAGCCUUUGCCCUGGCUCUGCUGAUCGCGUGCCGUGCCUGUCUGGGCCCCAAACUGAGUGCAGGCCAAGUCCCAGGCCUCACCCUGGGGCUCACUGUGGGUGUCUGGGGAGUGUCUGUCCUAUUGGGGCUGCCUGUCCUAGACCAUGAACUUCCCCAAGGACUCUGCACUCUGACAUUCAGCAGGGGCCAGGGGGUUUUGCUGGCCAUACACACUGCAGCCUGUUUUGCCAUCUUCUUCUUGUUGCCACUGGGUUUGUUGGGAGCUAAGGGGCUGAAGAAGGCAUUGGGCAGGGGACCAUGUCCCUGGGUUGAUGUCCUGUGGGUCUGGUUCAUUUUCUGGUGGCCCCAUGGGCUAUUUCUGGGAUUAGACUUCCUGGUGAGGUCCAAGUCCUUGAAACUGUCAACAUGUCUGGCCCAGCAGGCCAUGGACCUGCUGCUGCAACUGACAGAUGCCCUGGCAAUAUUACACUGUGUGGCCACACCCCUGCUCCUAGCCCUGUUCUGCUACCAGGCCACUCGCACUGCCUCACCCUCCCUGCCUCUCUCGGCAAGACAGUCUUCUCAUCCGGACAACCUUAGAGACAAAUCCUUGCUCUCCUCCCGCCUGUCAACCUGA